Dentiscutata erythropus is the source of this 888-nucleotide messenger RNA. NCBI's taxonomy places the organism in Eukaryota, Fungi, Glomeromycota, Glomeromycetes, Diversisporales, Gigasporaceae. The record is from the annotation of a GenBank genome assembly.
AUGCCUUCUUCUGACCUUACAGAUAUUAGUCAAAACACAGAUCCAUCAUUAAAAACUACUCCAAACUUUUUAACUUCUCCUAUUAGCUAUAUAAGUCAUCAUGCUCAAUCCUUACUAAUCAAAAUCCUUAAACAAGGACCGAUUCCUCAGCAUUUAGGUUUUAUCAUGGAUGGGAAUCGUAGGUUUGCAAGAAAGAUGAAUUAUAAACAAGUCGUUGAAGGUCAUUUUAUGGGUUAUGAUAAACUUCAAGAGGUAUUGGAUAUAUGUUUACACCUUGGAGUCAAAGUAGUUACUAUAUAUGCAUUUAGUAUUGAGAAUUUUAAACGCCCAAAGGAAGAGGUUGAUACUCUUAUGGAGCUUGCUAAAAAUAAGUUUGUAGAACUAUGCGAAAAAAGCCAAUUAGUCAAUAAAUAUGAUGUAUGUGUGAGAAUACUAGGAAACAUUGCACUUCUUCCAGUUGAUGUUCAAGAAGCUGCAAAAAAAGCUGUUGAUGCUACUAAACAUAACACUGGAUCAAUAUUGAAUAUAUGUGUCCCUUAUACUUCUAAAGAUGAAAUAACUUCAUCUAUAAAAUCUGUUAUAAAAUCAGUUGAAAAUGGUCAUAUGCAAAUUAGAGAUAUAAAUGAAGAAAUAAUAGAAAAUUAUUUAUAUACUUAUGGUAGCCCACUAUUAGAUAUUCUUAUUAGAACUUCAGGUGAAAUUAGAUUAAGUGAUUUUCUAUUGUGGCAGUGUCAUAAAAAUUGUUAUAUCCACUUUGUUAAUUGUUUUUGGCCAGAAUUUUCACUUUGGGAAAUGUUACCAAUUAUUUUAGAAUAUCAGCUUAAUUAUAAAUCAUUAAAGGAAAAAAGAUCAAAGUCCGGGUUGCAAAUUGCCUCUAGUUUGUCUUAA